This is a messenger RNA of Capsicum annuum, 1491 nucleotides long. RefSeq names its product bifunctional phosphatase IMPL2, chloroplastic. The coding region runs from base 202 to 1236 and encodes 344 amino acids. Gene Ontology annotation, biological process: L-histidine biosynthetic process. Gene Ontology annotation, molecular function: histidinol-phosphatase activity. Lineage: Eukaryota; Viridiplantae; Streptophyta; Magnoliopsida; Solanales; Solanaceae. The record is from RefSeq and is a predicted model, not a curated record. The transcript is spliced from 9 exons.
GAUCCAAUUACUAUUUACAAAUUUAACAGUUGGGUCGCACUGUUUGCUGUGUGUUCGCAACACAUCAUCUUCUAAAUACUUGCCCUUUUUCAAUUCCCCUCUUUAUUCUUUACACCGUCACUUCUCACUCUCUCAACUCCCACCAAUCUCUCUGUCUCACUCGUGAACGCAUCUUUUUCCCGCCUAUUUAUACCCUCACAAAUGCAGACGCAAAUGCAAAUGCUCUCUCAAUCUCACUUUCUCUCUCUAAAUCCCCGCAACUCUUUACCUUUCUCCUCAUCAAACUCCGGCGUCUGCCGGUAUAAUCGCCGGAAAAUCCUCUCCGGUAUCAAAUCGUUUCCGAUCUCCGGAGGUAUCAAAUUGUCCUCCUAUAGGAUGGCUUCGAAUUGUGCGCUCCGUAAUCAAGUACAAAUCGAUGAUUUAGGAGUUGAUGAGUCGGAGCUCGACGAAUUUGCUACUGUUAGUAACAAAAUUGCUGAUGCUGCUGGUGAAGUUAUUCGUAAAUACUUUCGGAAAAGCUUCGAUAUUCUCGAUAAGGAAGAUUUGAGUCCGGUGACAAUUGCUGAUCAAGCGGCGGAGGAAUCCAUGGUGAAGAUAAUUCAAGAGAAUUUCCCUUCCCAUGCAAUUUAUGGAGAGGAGAAGGGAUGGAGGUGUCAAGAGGAAACUGCAGACUAUGUUUGGGUUUUAGACCCGAUAGAUGGGACAAAGAGUUUCAUUACCGGGAAACCUGUGUUUGGCACUCUUAUUGCACUGUUGUACAAAGGUAAACCGAUUCUUGGUGUUAUUGACCAGCCUGUACUGAGAGAGAGGUGGACUGGUUUAAGUGGGCGACGAACUUCCUUGAAUGGGCAACAAAUCUCCACACGCAAUUGUUCAAGUCUUUCAAAAGCCUACCUGUACACUACCAGCCCACAUUUGUUUGAUGGGGACGCUGAAACUGCAUUUUCUCGUGUUAGAAGCAAGGUGAAAGUUCCACUGUAUGGAUGUGAUUGCUAUGCUUAUGCGCUAUUGGCUUCUGGAUUUGUGGAUCUUGUAAUAGAGUCUGGUCUUAAGCCGUACGACUUCCUAUCUCUUGUACCAGUAAUAGAAGGUGCCGGAGGGAUUAUAACUGACUGGAAAGGACAACAAUUUAAUUGGAACGCUUCUGCUGGUUCACCAGCUACAAGUUUCAAUGUAGUGGCAGCAGGUGAUAAACAAGUUCACCAACAAGCUUUGGAUGCGUUGCAGUGGCACUAGAGAGCUAUAUUUCGUUGUAUUGAUUCAAUUCCCUUCGACACGAAUAUCAUAGUUACUGAUUACUUGCAACCGAGUCUACAUUAAUUUAAAUUGUAAAGUGAAUUGUGGUGAUCCUCUGUCGUAACUUCGUGAGAAAUUGUCUUUUAGUUACAAGAUUGAUUUGACUUGAAGAAAUUGGCAGAGAACAUGCAAGUACAAGAAAACAUUAUAACAAAAAGUUGAUGUAAUGGCUAAAAAGAAUACUGGGUUUUGGCA